AUGCUUUAUGGCAAAACAGCCUAUUAUGCAGCCUUGUCUGCCUCGCCAUCCCCGCACACUCGGCCUGUACGUGCCAACCUCAGCCCGUCCUCGCCAUCCCCGCACACUCGGCCUGUACGUGCCAACCUCAGCCCGUCCUCGCCAUCCCCGCACACUCGGCCUGUACGUGCCAACCUCAGCCCGUCCUCGCCAUCCCCGCACACUCGGCCUGUACGUGCCAACCUCAGCCCCAUCCUCCUCGCCAUCCCCGCACACUCGGCCUGUACGUGCCAACCUCAGCCCGUCCUCGCCAUCCCCGCACACUCGGCCUGUACGUGCCAACCUCAGCCCGUCCUCACUAUCCCCGCACACUCGGCCUGUACGUGCCAACCUCAGCCCCAUCCUCCUCGCCAUCCCCGCACACUCGGCCUGUACGUGCCAACCUCAGCCCCAUCCUCCUCGCCAUCCCCGCACACUCGGCCUGUACGUGCCAACCUCAGCCCGUCCUCACCAUCCCCGCACACUCGGCCUGUACGUGCCAACCUCAGCCCGUCCUCGCCAUCCCCGCACACUCGGCCUGUACGUGCCAACCUCAGCCCCAUCCUCCUCGCCAUCCCCGCACACUCGGCCUGUACGUGCCAACCUCAGCCCCAUCCUCCUCGCCAUCCCCGCACACUCGGCCUGUACGUGCCAACCUCAGCCCGUCCUCGCCAUCCCCGCACACUCGGCCUGUACGUGCCAACCUCAGCCCCAUCCUCCUCGCCAUCCCCGCACACUCGGCCUGUAUAG
Molecule: messenger RNA, 768 nt
Organism: Peromyscus californicus insignis
Lineage: Eukaryota; Metazoa; Chordata; Mammalia; Rodentia; Cricetidae
Exons: 2
Coding region: 1-768 (255 amino acids)
Source: RefSeq, a predicted model, not a curated record